Messenger RNA from Eublepharis macularius, 678 nucleotides. RefSeq names its product V-set and transmembrane domain containing 2 like (gene VSTM2L). Lineage: Eukaryota; Metazoa; Chordata; Lepidosauria; Squamata; Eublepharidae. The transcript has 4 exons. The coding region runs from base 1 to 678 and encodes 225 amino acids. The record is from RefSeq and is a predicted model, not a curated record.
AUGGGGGGCGCCUUUGGCCUGACGCUGGCCCUUUGCCACUCUUUGGGACUCUACCUGCAGCUCGGCGCCUCCUCGCGUCCCCCGCAAUGGGAGAACCAGAUCCCGGGCAACGCGUUUUUCACAGAGACCCCCCAUGACAUGACAGCCCGGGCUGGCGAAGACGUGGAGAUGGCGUGUUCCUUCCGUGGCAGUGGCUCCCCUUCCUACUCCCUUGAAAUCCAGUGGUGGUAUGUGCGAACUCACAAAGACUGGACAGACAAGCAGAACUGGGCCUCCAACCAGCUAAAAGCAUCUCCGCAGGAAGAAGCCGGGAAGGACGCGACGAAAAUAAGCGUUGUGAAAGUGGUGGGCAGUAACAUCUCCCACAAGCUGCGGCUCUCCCGGGUCAAGACGACCGACGAAGGGACCUAUGAGUGCCGGGUCAUCGACUUCAGCGAUGGCAAAGCCCGGCACCACAAGGUGAAGGCCUACCUCCGGGUACAGCCGCCAGAAGAGAUCUCGGAGCCGCUCCGCCACAGUCUUCCUGCCGGGCACCUGCAGGACACCCAAGUGCUGGGGGCGCAGUUCUCUGACCACAGCAAACUGAGUGGCGGUCACCCGCAUCACCAACACCAACACCACAAGCCGGGCAAGGAGCUCAAGAAACGAUCCGUGGACGACGCUGCCUGCUCCCUCUAG